Molecule: messenger RNA, 5556 nt
Organism: Nannizzia gypsea CBS 118893
Lineage: Eukaryota; Fungi; Ascomycota; Eurotiomycetes; Onygenales; Arthrodermataceae
Product: chitin synthase 8
Exons: 4
Coding region: 1-5556 (1851 amino acids)
Cellular component (GO): myosin complex; cell septum; cell periphery
Molecular function (GO): chitin synthase activity; cytoskeletal motor activity; ATP binding
Source: RefSeq, a predicted model, not a curated record
AUGGCUACACCAACCCAUGCUCAGUCUUCCCUUCCUGCCCUACCGGCACAUCUUCAGAACGACACCCACCUCGCUGCCCAUCUUGCCAGCAGGUUCCAUGUCUCCCUACCAACUGCUCGCCUCUCCUCCCAGGCGUUGAUAUGUCUAAACACAUACACCUCGUCCACCAAGGGACCAGAUGGCGGCAAGGAAGGCAGUGCCAUGGGAGAAGCCGAAGACCUUGCCAGACGUGCCUGGACGAGACUCGGUUCCCGUGGUGAAAAUCAGGCCAUCGUUUUCUUGGGCGAGUCUGGCUCUGGAAAAACUACCCUUCGUUCACACCUUCUCUCCUCUAUUCUGUCGUUUUCGUCGACUCCUCUGUCAACGAAGCUCUCCCUAGCUGCAUUUGUGUUCGACACUCUCACCACUACCAAGUCUGUCACCACUCCUACUGCCUCCAAGGCCGGUCUCUACUUUGAGCUCCAAUACGAUGGAUCAUCCACUAUCAACCCUACCCUCAUCGGUGGAAAGGUGCUCGACCAUCGACUCGAGAGAAGCCGUAUUGCAUCUGUCCCUACCGGAGAACGUUCAUUCCAUGUUCUCUACUAUCUUUUGGCUGGUACCAGCGCUGCCGAGAGAACUCACUUAGGAUUGGAAAGCCCCACGGCUGUCAGAGGUGGUGCCGGCAACCGAUCCUCUAUCGGUGAGAUGCACAAGAGAUGGCGCUACCUCGGCCAUCCAACCCAGAUGAAGGUCGGAAUCAAUGACUCGGAAGGCUUCCAGCAUUUCAAGACUGCUCUCCGCAAACUGGAGUUCCCUCGCAGUGAUAUUGCGGAAAUAUGUCAGGUCCUUGCUUGUAUCCUUCAUCUCGGACAGCUAGAAUUCGCGACUGGUCAGUCCACCAGGACAGCCCCCGAAGAGAGUGGCGGAUAUUCUCACGAAGGUGGUGAGACUGUUACAAUUGUCAAAAAUAAAGAUACCCUGGCCAUCGUAGCCGCAUUCCUGGGACUGAGCACCGACGACCUGGAACUUAGUCUCGGAAACAAAACCAAGACUAUUCACCGUGAACGAGUUACCGUCAUGUUGGAUCCUGCCGGGGCCCGAGCCAACGCUGACGAGUUCGCGCGAACCCUCUAUGCACUCCUGGUCGCUUACGUUAUUGAAAACAUCAACCAGAGAGUUUGUGCCGCUGAGAGCGCCGUUGCCAACACUAUCUCCAUUGUCGACUUCCCCGGAUUUGCCCAGAGCUCUGCCACCGGUUCAACCCUAGAUCAGCUCUUGAACAAUGCCGCCACCGAGUCCUUGUAUCAGUACUGUCUACAGAACUUCUUCGAGCGCCAGGCUAACAUGCUGGAGACUGAGGAAGUCAGUGUUCCAGCCACAAGCUACUUCGACAACUCCGAUGCUGUACGAGGCCUCCUUAAGCACGGAAACGGCCUCUUGUCCAUCCUCGAUGACCAGACCAAGCGAGGACGAACUGACAUGCAGAUGUUGGAAAGUAUGAGAAAGAGAUUUGACAACAAGAAUCCCGCAAUCUCUGUUAGCAGCUCAACUGCUAUCUUGCCCGGCAGCAACUUCCCCACUCAAAACACCGCUGCUUCUUUCACCAUCAGGCACUUUGCCGGAGAAGUCGAGUACCCUGUCAAGGGCCUCAUUGAGGAGAAUGGAGAUCUCAUCUCAGGAGACUUGCUCAACCUUAUCAACAACACCAGGAGCGGCUUCGUCCGUGAUCUGUUUGGACAAGAGGCCCUCCAGACUAUUCACCAUCCAAAGGAGAGAUCUGCCAUCAUGCAGGCCCAAGUUAGCUCAAAGCCACUGCGAAUGCCUAGCAUGGCUCGCCGUAAGACAAGCAGAGUGUCUAAGUUUGCUCCUGCUGCCCCAAGUUCUGAGAAUGAAGAUACAGACGAUGCCAGCAGUGGCAGAAGGGCUGCAUCGGGCAGUAACAAUAAUAAGAAGGGAGAUAUUGGUCUGAAACAGGGAGCUGCCGCCCAAUUCCUUGCUUCCCUCGAUAAUAUCAACAAGUCCCUCUCUGCUACAAAUGUCAACCCCUACAUCGUCUUCUGUCUCAAGCCCAAUGAUCGGCGAAUUGCCAAUCAGUUCGACAGCAAGUGUGUCCGUACACAGGUACAGAUGUUUGGCAUCGCAGAAAUCAGCCAACGUCUGCGUAAUGCCGAUUUCUCCGUCUUCUUACCCUUCGCUGAGUUCUUGGGUCUCGCUGAAGAAGAAUCCGUCAUUGUUGGAAGUGACAAGGAGAAAUCUCAGCUUGUCAUUGAUGAGAAGCGUUGGCCUAACAACGAAGCCCGCGUUGGUAGUACCGGUGUGUUCCUGAGUGAACGAUGCUGGGCUGAUGUUGCAAAGGUUGGGGAGAGAGUUGUACCUGCGUUCAAUGGAAGCGGUACCGACGACGGCAGUGGUGGUAUGGGUAACAACGGAUACGGUGACUCCAAGGUCCGACUUCUUACCCCAGCAGACAGUACUCCCGGUGCUUACAUUUAUGGUGACGAAACCAAGGGAGGAUAUUUCAACAGCCGUGAUGUCGAUGCCCGUUCUGAAGCUGGUGCAUCUGCGUUCCACUCGGGAGAUAUGUUCAAGAACUUGGAAACCCGUGAGCAGAUGGCCGAAAAAGGAAAUGAGAAGCAAAUGGUGGAGGUGGAAGAUGUUAUUGUUUCCGGCAGCCGUAAACGAUGGCUGUUCCUCGUCUACCUUCUCACUUGGUUUAUUCCCGAUUUCCUGAUCAGGUUCGUUGGACGAAUGAAACGAAAGGAUAUACGUGUUGCCUGGCGUGAAAAGCUCGCCAUCAACAUGCUUAUCUGGUUCACUUGUGGCUUCGCUGUCUUCUUCGUCAUUUUCUUCCCCGGUCUCAUUUGCCCUCCACAACACGUCUUUUCCGCCGCAGAGUUGACUACCCAUAACGGUGAUCCCGGUAAAAAUGCAUUCAUUGCCAUUCGUGGUGAGGUCUUCGAUCUCGGAGAAUAUGCCAAAUCCCAUUAUCCUAGCAUUGUUCCCCGAAAGGAUUUGGUCAAGUACGCCGGUACCGAUGCAACUGACCUGUUCCCGGUACAAGUUUCCGCCCUCUGUGAUGGUGUGGAUGGAAAGAUUAACGAUGCUGUUCAACUUGAUUACACUCCAACCAACCGUACCGGCUCAGCCUCCGUCAUCAGCAAGACCGACACCAAUGCCCAGUACCAUGACUUCCGUGCUUUCCUCAAGGAUUCCAGGCCAUGGUGGUAUUUCAAGCAGAUGAAAAUGUUGCGCCAAAAUUACGCCAAGGGUCGCAUUGGUUUCACGCCAAAGCAGCUGGCAGAAAUGGGCGACCAGUCACAAUACAUUGCGUAUAUUCACAGCCGUGUAUACGACGUCACUACCUAUAUUACUGGUGGCCGAGUAGUCAAAGCCAAAGACGGACAGACUCUUCCAAAGGACGUCAAUGUUGACUUCAUGCAUCCCGAUGUUAUUAACCUUUUCCAACGCUACCCUGGACAGGAUAUCACCAAGCAAUUCGAGGAGCUGAAUAUCGGCGCUGGAAUGCGUAAGAGCAUGCAAAUUUGUCUCGACAACUUGUACCUUGCGGGUGAAAUCGAUAUUCGAACUUCCCCCCGAUGUUUGUUCUCUCAGUAUUUCAUUCUUGCCAUCUCAGUCCUCUUGGCCACAAUCAUUGGAUUCAAGUUCUUGGCUGCUCUGCAGUUUGGAAAGAAGAAUAUCCCCGAGAAUAUUGACAAAUUCAUCAUUUGCCAAGUUCCUGCCUAUACCGAAGAUGAAGAAUCUCUGCGCCGUGCCAUCGACUCCAUGGCUCGUAUGAAGUAUGAUGAUAAACGCAAGCUUCUCCUUGUCGUUUGUGACGGUAUGAUUAUUGGACAAGGAAACGACCGCCCAACUCCUCGAAUUGUUCUUGACAUCUUUGGUGUUCCGGAGAAUAUUGAUCCAGAGCCACUCAGCUUCGAGAGUUUGGGAGAAGGUAUGAGACAGCACAACAUGGGUAAAGUCUACUCCGGUCUAUACGAAGUACAGGGUCAUAUUGUACCGUUCUUGGUUGUUGUCAAGGUCGGAAAGCCAUCUGAGGUAUCGAAACCUGGUAACCGUGGAAAGCGAGACUCGCAGAUGGUUGUUAUGCGCUUCUUGAACCGUGUUCACUACAAUGCUCCUCUCAGUCCUCUUGAGCUCGAGAUGCAUCAUCAGAUCCGUAACAUCAUUGGAGUCAACCCCACCUUCUACGAGUUUAUCCUACAGGUCGAUGCCGAUACAACAGUGGCCUCUGAUUCGGCAACUCGAAUGGUAGCAGCAUUCCUUCAUGAUACACGCGUUAUUGCACUCUGUGGAGAGACUGGUUUGAACAACGCCAAAGCCUCAAUGAUUACUAUGAUUCAGGUCUACGAAUACUACAUCUCUCACAACCUUACAAAGGCCUUCGAGAGUUUGUUCGGUUCCGUCACUUGUUUGCCCGGUUGUUUCACCAUGUAUCGAAUCAGAGCUGCUGAUACCGGAAAACCUCUCUUCGUCAGCAAGGAAGUCGUUGAUGCUUAUGGUGAAAUUCGUGUUGAUACUCUGCAUAUGAAGAACUUGCUUCACCUUGGUGAGGAUCGUUACCUGACCACCCUCCUCCUCAAGCAUCAUUCGAAGUACAAGACCAAGUUCACUUUCAACGCCCACGCCUGGACCAUUGCACCCGAUACCUGGGCCGUCUUCAUGUCUCAGCGUCGUCGAUGGAUCAAUUCCACAGUACACAACCUGGUCGAACUGAUCCCACUUCAACAGCUCUGUGGUUUCUGCUGCUUCAGUAUGCGAUUUAUUGUCUUCGUCGAUCUUCUCAGUACCAUCAUCCAGCCCGUCGCCGUUGCCUAUAUCGUCUAUCUUAUCGUCCUCGUUGCAUUGAACAGCGGAACUGUCCCCUGGACAGCGCUUGUCCUACUUGCAGCCAUCUACGGUCUUCAGGCUAUCAUCUUCAUUGUCCGCAGGAAGUGGGAGAUGGUGGGAUGGAUGAUAAUUUACAUUCUCGCCAUGCCUGUGUUCUCCAUGGGUCUCCCUCUAUAUGCCUUCUGGCACAUGGACGAUUUCAGUUGGGGUAACACCCGUAUCGUCACUGGUGAGAAGGGCCGUAAGGUCGUCAUUUCCGACGAAGGCAAAUUCGACCCAGCUUCCAUCCCCAAAAAGAAGUGGGAAGAAUACCAGGCUGAACUCUGGGAAGCCCAGACCCAUGCUGGUGGUGAUGACAGAUCUGAAGUCUCUGGCUAUUCAUAUGCCACCAAGACUCACUACCCAGCCGGUACUGAAUACGGAUACUCUGCUUCCCGACCUGUAUCUCAGAUAGAUCUCAACAACCGCUACAGCUCUCGCCUCUCCAUGUCCGCCACAGAGCUGCUUGGCCGAGGCUCAGACGUCGAGAUGGCGGAUCUUUCCGCCCUACCAAAUGAUGACUCCCUCCUUGCUGAAAUCAGAGAUAUCCUCCGUACCGCAGACUUGAUGACCGUGACGAAAAAGAGUGUGAAACUUGAGUUAGAACGUAGGUUUAACGUCAACCUAGAUGCAAAGCGGGCGUACAUUAAUUCUGCUACCGAAGCAGUUCUUUCGGGCCAACUUUAA